AUGGGAGAUAAGUCUACUCAUGCAGAUCAGAUCAUCCAGUGUGGCUUGGUCCAUACCAUUCCAAGCGGUGCCAGCCUUGCGAGGUUCCUCCAGAAGUACAACUAUCAGGAUCCGCUCGACAACACUAAGCUCGACAACUAUGCGGACAUGACAGGCGGAGCCGACUUCUUUGCUACCUGUGCAAAAGAUCCGGAGCAAUUGGGCAGUUCAUUCAUCGGCCUCAUGACGGCGUUGCGAAACCAAAAGGUGCCAUGGACCGACGUGUACGACACGACCGACUUGGUCUCAAAUGCCGAUCUGAAAAGCGGUGCACGGCUCUUCGUCGACAUUGGAGGAGCCCAUGGCCUCGAUACCGAACGCCUGCUCGCAAGACACCCAUAUCUACCCUCUGAUGUCCUCGUGGUGCAUGAUCAUCGGAAGUCGUCGCGACGACACCGGAAGAGCUGGAACCACGUGUGA
Ascochyta rabiei is the source of this 459-nucleotide messenger RNA. RefSeq lists its product as uncharacterized. Lineage: Eukaryota; Fungi; Ascomycota; Dothideomycetes; Pleosporales; Didymellaceae. The record is from RefSeq and is a predicted model, not a curated record. The transcript is spliced from 2 exons. Gene Ontology annotation, molecular function: methyltransferase activity. Bases 1 to 459 code for a protein of 152 amino acids.